Molecule: messenger RNA, 1702 nt
Organism: Lolium perenne
Lineage: Eukaryota; Viridiplantae; Streptophyta; Magnoliopsida; Poales; Poaceae
Product: cysteine-rich receptor-like protein kinase 44
Biological process (GO): protein phosphorylation
Molecular function (GO): ATP binding; protein kinase activity
Source: RefSeq, a predicted model, not a curated record
CAUGCAACGACGUCAAGCUAAUUUCCCCCCUUCGACCAUUCCCUCGCGGCCAGGCCGCCGGCCGGUGGUGUCGAAGUUUCAACGUUGCUAAUUAACUCUACUCUACUCUGCUCUUUUCUUUUCUUUUGCUUGCCCCCUGCGCGAGGAGAUCGAGGUCUUUCUCUGUUGUCUCCGGCGGCGCGCGUGGUCUACUGGUGCCUGCCUGGUGUAACUAGCUUGCUAGCUAGCUAGAUUAGAUGACGCGGGCGGCCGCGUCGCCGUGGUCGCGAGUGUGCAUGUGGUGCGGCGGCCGGAGGAGGAGGAGGAAGAGUGAAGGCGCUGGGGACGCCGGCGCGUCGGGGCCGGGCGGCCAGUGGAGCCUCUUCAUCGACCUGCCCGUGCUGGAGGCCGCCACCGCAGGCUUCUCCGACCGCAACCUGCUCGGCCGCGGCGGCUUCGGCCCCGUCUACAAGGGCGUGUUGGAGAGCGGGCAGGAGAUCGCGGUGAAGAGGCUGUCCCUGGAGUCGCGGCAGGGGGCGCGGGAGUUCCUCAACGAAGUGCGCCUGCUGCUCAAGGUGCAGCACCGCAACCUCGUCUCGCUCCUCGGCUGCUGCGCCUCCUCCGCCGCCGGGGCCGGGGCCGGACACAAGAUGCUCGUCUACCCAUACUUCCCCAACGGCAGCCUCGACCACUUCCUCUUCGACAGGGAGAAGAGGAUGCAGCUUGAUUGGCCAAAACGUUACCAAAUAAUCCUCGGGCUAGCAAAGGGCCUCCUCUACCUCCACGAAGAAUCCCCGGUGAAGAUCAUCCACAGGGACAUCAAGGCCAGCAAUGUGCUCCUAGACGACAAGCUGAACCCAAAGAUCUCGGACUUCGGCAUGGCGAGGCUCUUUCUCGAAGACGCCACGCACGUAAACACCUUCAGGAUAUCCGGCACAUAUGGUUACAUGGCUCCAGAGUACGCGAUGAACGGGUACCUAUCGACGAAGACAGACGUUUUCAGUUUUGGGAUGCUUGUGCUGGAGAUAGUCAGCGGGAGGAAGAACAUCGACCGGCAUCUCGACGCUGAUAAAGUGGACUUGUUGAAUCACACAUGGAAGCUGUGGGAGCAAGAACGGUCAGUGGAGAUCAUGGACCCGGACCUCUCCGGCGCCUGGGAAGCCGACGAGGCGGCGCUGUGCGUGCAGCUCGGGCUGCUGUGCUGCCAGGCUCUCGUGUCGGACCGGCCGGACAUGUACAGCGUGCACCUCAUGCUGUCCAGCGACUCCUUCACGCUGCCUAAGCCUGGGAAGCCGGCGAUCCACGGCCGGGUAGGCCGGUGGAUGAGCACCGUGGCAUCCGGGUCCGUCUCCGGCUCCGGCACAAACACGAACAGCACGUUCGCUACCGACACGACCAAGGCCUCGACGUUGGAGUUGGAAAAUAUUGCGGAGGACCACUCCAGGAACUCCAUUUCUGUAUCAUUCACCACGGAAGGCCGGUGAAAAUUUAAAAUUUCUUUUAAAAUACAUGAACAUUACUUGUAUAUACAUGUGAAUUUUUUUAAGCAUAUGCCGACGACCCCGAUUUUUGGCCCUCGGCGUAGGACCAGGCCGUUGGCACCUCGGCCAUUCCUGUAGUGGAAGUGAAACCUUUGGUCAUUUUCGUACAUGGAAUGCCAUAAAAAGGUUUUUUUAAGGAUUGUAUUUCAUUUAUAAAUAAAAACACCCCAUUUUGAUGUUUU